AUGGGUUCUACCAACCGUCUCGCAUACACUCUUCAGGGCAAAGUGGCCCUCAUCACCGGAGCCGGUCGAGGCAUCGGACGUGGCAUCGCCCUCGAGCUGGGCCAACGAGGAGCCUCCGUCGUCGUCAACUACGGCAGCUCCGAGAAGGCCGCCGCCGAGGUCGUCGCGGAGAUUGAAAAGGCCGGCAGCCGCGCUGUCGCCAUCAAGGCCGACGUCUCCAAGGUGUCCGAGGUCACGCGGCUCUUCAACGAGGCGCUGCAGCACUUUGGCCGCCUUGACGUCGUCGUAUCCAACUCGGGUACCGAGGUCUUCAAGCCGGAGGACCAGGUCACCGAGGAGGACUACGACCGCGUCUUCAACCUCAACACGCGCGCGCAGUUCUUCGUCGCCCAGCACGCGUACAAGAACCUGCAGAACGGCGGCCGCAUCAUCUUCACGUCGUCCGUGGCGGCGACCAUGUCCGGGAUCGGCAACCACGCGCUCUACGCGGGCAGCAAGGCGGCGGUCGAGGGCUUUACGCGCAGCUUCGCGGUCGACUGCGGUCACAAGCAAAUCACCGUCAACGCGAUCGCCCCGGGCGGCGUCAAGACCGACAUGUAUGACGAAAACGCCUGGCGCUACUCGCCGGGGGCAACACCCUCUUCGUCCAUGGCAGAGAUCGACAAGGGCUUGGCUGGUUGCUGUCCUCUGAAGAGGGUUGCCGUGCCCCAGGACAUUGCGCGCGUCGUCGCCUUCCUGGCACACGCUGAUAGCGAAUGGGUCAACGGUCAAGUCAUUCUUCUCACUGGUGGCUCCUUCACUUAA
Messenger RNA from Cordyceps fumosorosea ARSEF 2679, 804 nucleotides. RefSeq names its product NAD(P)-binding domain protein. The transcript is spliced from 3 exons. NCBI's taxonomy places the organism in Eukaryota, Fungi, Ascomycota, Sordariomycetes, Hypocreales, Cordycipitaceae. Bases 1 to 804 code for a protein of 267 amino acids. Gene Ontology annotation, molecular function: oxidoreductase activity. The record is from RefSeq and is a predicted model, not a curated record.